AUGCAGGAACAUUGGUGUUAUAAUGUGGGUCUCUUUCUUCUUUCAUUCUGGUAUAUCUCUCUCUCUCUCUCUCUUUUCUUGCAUUCCGGUAUAACUCUCUCUCAUUCUGGUAUAUCUCUCUCUCUUCUUUCAUUCUGGUCUUUCUAUCUCUCUCUCUCUCUCUCUCAUUCUGGUCACUCUAUCUCACUCUCUGUCUCUCUCCUUUCAUUCUGGCUUCUCUCUCUCUCUCCUUUCAUUCUGGUUUCUCUCUCUCUCCUUUCAUUCUGGUUUCUCUCUCUCUCCUUUCAUUCUGGUUUCUCUCUCUCUCCUUUCAUUCUGGUUUUUCUCUCUCUCUCCUUUCAUUCUGGUUUCUCUCUCUCCUUUCAUUCUGGUUUUCUCUCUCUCUCCUUUCAUUCUGGUUUUCUCUCUCUCUCUCCUUUCAUUCUGGUUUUCUCUCUCUCUCUCCUUUCAUUCUGGUUUCUCUCUCUCUCUCCUUUCAUUCUGGUUUUCUCUCUCUCUCCUUUCAUUCUGGUUUUUCUCUCCUUUCAUUCUGGUUUUCUCUCUCCUUUUUCUGGUUUCUCUCUCUCUCUCUCCUUUCAUUCUGGUUUCUCUCUCUCUCCUUUCAUUCUGGUUUUCUCUCUCUCUCUUUCCUUUCAUUCUGGUUUCUCUCUCUCUCUCUUUCAUUCUGGUUUUCUCUCUCUCUCUGCUUUCAUUCUGGUUUUUCUCUCUCUCUCCUUUUAUUCUCUCUCUCUCCUUUUAUUCUUUUCUCUCUCUCUCUCUCUCUCCUUUUAUUCUGGUUUUCUCUCUCUCUCUCUCUCCUUUUAUUCUGGUUUUCUCUCUCUCUCUCCUUUUAUUCUGGUUUUCUCUCUCUCCUUUUAUUCUGGUUUUCUCUCUCUCCUUUCAUUCUGGUUUUCUCUCUCUCUCUCUUUUAUUCUGGUUUUCUCUCUCUCUCCUUUCAUUCUGGUUUCUCUCUCUCUCCUUUCAUUCUGGUUUUCUCUCUCUCUCCUUUCAUUCUGGUUUUCUCUCUCUCUCUCCUUUCAUUCUGGUUUCUCUCUCUCUCCUUUCAUUCUGGUUUCUCUCACUCUCUCCUUUCAUUCUGGCUUCUCUCUCUCUCUCCUUUCAUUCUGGUUUCUCUCUCUCUCUCCUUUCAUUCUGGUUUUCUCUCUCUCUCUGCUUUCAUUCUGGUUUCUCUCUCUCUCCUUUCAUUCUGGUUUUCUCUCUCUCUCUCCUUUCAUUCUGGUUUUCUCUCUCUCUCUGCUUUCAUUCUGGUUUUCUCUCUCUCUCUGCUUUCAUUCUGGUUUUCUCUCUCUCUCUGCUUUCAUUCUGGUUUUCUCUCUCUCUCUGCUUUCAUUCUGGUUUUCUCUCUCUCUCUGCUUUCAUUCUGGUUUUCUCUCUCUCUCUCCUUUCAUUCUGGUUUUUCUCUCUCUCUCCUUUUCAUUCUGGUUUCUCUCUCUCUCCUUUCAUUCUGGUUUUUCUCUCUCUCUCUCCUUUCAUUCUGGUUUUUUCUCUCUCUCUCCUUUCAUUCUGUUUUCUCUUUCUCUCUCUCUUUUUCAUUCUGGUUUCUCUUUCUCUCUCUCUCCUUUCAUUCUGGUUUUUCUCUUUCUCUCUCUCCUUUUCAUUCUGGUUUUUUCUUUCUCUCUCUCUCCUUUCAUUCUGGUUUUUCUUUUUCUCUCUCUCUCCUUUCAUUCUGGUUUCUCUUUCUCUCUCUCUCCUUUCAUUCUGGUUUCUCUUUCUCUCUCUCUCCUUUCAUUCUGGUUUUCUCUUUCUCUCUCUCUCCUUUCAUUCUGGUUUUCUCUUUCUCUCUCUCUCCUUUCAUUCUGGUUUUCUCUUUCUCUCUCUCUCCUUUCAUUCUGGUUUUCUCUUUCUCUCUCUCUCCUUUCAUUCUGGUUUUCUUUCUCUCUCUCUCCUUUCAUUCUGGUUUUCUCUUUCUCUCUCUCUCCUUUCAUUCUGGUUUUCUCUUUCUCUCUCUCUCCUUUCAUUCUGGUUUUCUCUUUCUCUCUCUCCUUUCAUUCUGGUUUUCUCUUUCUCUCAUUUCAUUCUGGUUUUUCAUUCUCUCUCUUUUCAUUCUUUCUCUCUCUCUCCUUUCAUUCUGGUUUCUCUUUUCUCUCUCUCUCCUUUCAUUCUGGUUUUCUCUUUCUCUCUCUCUCCUUUCAUUCUGGUUUUCUCUUUCUCUCUCUCUCCUUUCAUUCUGGUUUUUUUUUCUCUCUCUCUCCUUUCAUUCUGGUUUCUCUUUUCUCUCUCUCCUUUCAUUCUGGUUUUCUUUCUCUCUCUCUCUCCUUUCAUUCUGGUUUUCUCUUUCUCUCUCUCUCCUUUCAUUCUGGUUUUCUCUCUCUCUCCUUUCAUUCUGGUUUUCUCUUUCUCUCUCUCUCCUUUCAUUCUGGUUUUUUUUCUCUCUCUCUCCUUUCAUUCUGGUUUUCUCUUUCUCUCUCUCUCAUUUCAUUCUGGUUUUCUCUCUCUCUCUCUCUCAUUUCAUUCUGGUUUUCUCCUCUCUCUCUCUCUCAUUUCAUUCUGGUUUUCUCCCUCUCUCUCUCUCAUUUCAUUCUGGUUUUCUCUCUCUCUCUCAUUUCAUUCUGGUUUCUCUCUCUCUCAUUUCAUUCUGAGUUUUUUCUCUCUCUCUCAUUUCAUUCUGGCUUCUCUCUCUCUCUCUCUCUCAUUUCAUUCUGGUUUUUUCAUUCUCUCUUUCUGGUUUCUCUCUCUCUUUCAUUCUGGUUUUUCUCUCUCUCUCAUUCUGGUUUUCUCUCUCUCUCUCAUUCUCAUUUUCUUUCUCUCUCUCUCUCUCUCAUUCUGUUUUUUCUCUCUCUCUCAUUCUGGUUUUCUCUCUCUCAUUCUGGUUUUCUCUCUCUCUCAUUCUGGUUUUCUCUCUCUCUCAUUCUGGUUUUCUCUCUCUCUCAUUCUGGUUUUCUCUCUCUCUCAUUCUGGUUUUUCUCUCUCUCAUUCUGUUUUCUCUCUCUCAUUCUGGUUUUUCUCUCUCUCUCUCAUUCUGGUUUUUCUCUCUCUCUCUCUCAUUCUCUCAUUCUCUUUCUCUCUCAUUCUGGUUUUCUCUCUCUCUUCAUUCUGGUUUUCUCUCUCUCUCUUCUUUUUAUUCUGGUUUUCUCUCUGUCUCUUCUUUUCAUUCUGGUUCUCUGUCUCUUCUUUUCAUUCUGGUCUCUUCUCUCUUCUUUCAUUCUGGUUUCUCUCUCUCUUUUUUUCUGGUUUCUGUCUCUUCUUUUUCAUUCUGGUCUUUCUCUCUCUUCUUUUCAUUCUGGUCUCUCUCUGUCUCUUCUUUUUUCAUUCUGGUCUCUCUCUGUCUGUCUUUUUUCAAGCUUCUCUCUAUCUACUCUUUAUUACAUUUUGGUUUUCUCUCUCUCUCUUUCUUCAUUCUGCUUUCUCUCUCUUCAUUCUCUUCUCUCUCUUCUUUUUGGUUUUCUCUCUCUCUUUCUGUCUUCUUUUUUCUUUCUGCUUUCUCUCUCUCUUCUUUCAUUUUUUUUAUUCCUUUCAUUCUGGUUUCUCUCUCUCUCUUUUCAUUCUGGUUUCUCUCUCUCUCUCCUUUCAUUCUGGUUCUCUCUUUCUCUUCUUUUAUUCUCUCUCUUUCAUUCUGGUUUCUCUUUCUCUCUCUCUUUUUAUUCUGGUUUUCUCUUUCUCUCUCUCUCCUUUCAUUCUGGUCUCUCUCUCUCUCUCCUUUCAUUCUGGUUUCUCUCUCUCUCUCUCUCUUUUUAUUCUGGUUUCUCUUUCUCUCUCUCUCUUUUUAUUCUGGUUUCUCUUUCUCUCUCUCUCUUUUCAUUCUGGUUUUCUCUUUCUCUCUCUCUCUUUUUCAUUCUGGUCUUUCAUUCUCUCUCUCUCAUUUUCAUUCUGGUUUUCUCCUCUCUCUCUUCUUUCAUUCGGUUUUUCCCUCUCUCUCUCUCAUUUCAUUCUGGUUUCUCCUCUCUCUUCUCAUUUCAUUCUGGUUUCUCCCUCUCUCUCUCUCUUUCAUUCUGGUUUUCUCUCUCUCUCUCUCUCAUUUCAUUCUGGUUUUCUCCCUCUCUCUCUCUCAUUUCAUUCUGGUUUUCUCUCUCUCUCUCAUUUCAUUCUGGUUUUCUCUCUCUCUCUCAUUUCAUUCUGGCUUUCUCUCUCUCUCUCUCUCAUUUCAUUCUGGCUUUCUCUCUCUCUCUCAUUCUGGCUUUUUCUCUCUCUCAUUCUGGUUUUCUCUCUCUCUCUCUCAUUCUGGUUUUCUCUCUCUCUCUCUCAUUCAGGUUUUCUCUCUCUCUCUCUCAUUCUGGUUUUCUCUCUCUCUCUCUCAUUCUGGUUUUCUCUCUCUCUCUCUCAUUCUGGUUUUCUCUCUCUCUCAUUCUGGUUUUCUCUCUCUCUCAUUCUGGUUUUCUCUCUCUCUCUCAUUCUUUUUUCUCUCUCUCAUUCUGGUUUUCUCUCUCUCUCUCAUUCUGGUUUUCUCUCUCUCUCUCAUUCUGGUUUUCUCUCUCUGUCUCUCUCAUUCUGGUUUUCUCUCUCUGUCUCUUCUUUUUAUUCUGGUUUUCUCUCUCUGUCUCUUCUUUUUAUUCUGGUCUCUCUCUGUCUCUUCUUUUCAUUCUGGUCUCUCUCUGUCUCUUCUUUUUAUUCUGGUCUCUCUCUGUCUCUUCUUUUUAUUCUGGUCUCUCUCUGUCUCUUCUUUUUAUUCUGGUCUCUCUCUGUCUCUUCUUUUUAUUCUGGUCUCUCUCUGUCUCUUCUUUUUAUUCUGGUCUCUCUCUGUCUCUUCUUUUCAUUCUGGUCUCUCUCUGUCUGUCUUUUUUCAAGCUUCUCUCUCUAUCUACUCUUUAUUACAUUUGGCUCUCUUCUUUCUUUUUCCAUUCCUUUCUCUCUCUCUCUUCUUUCAUUCCGGCUUCUCUCUCUCUCUUCUUUCAUUCCGGCUUCUCUCUCUCUCUUCUUUCAUUCCGGCUUCUCUCUCUCUCUUCUUUCAUUCCGGCUUCUCUCUCUCUCUUCUUUCAUUCAUUCUCUCUCUUCUUUCUCGGCUUCUCUCUCUCUUCUUUCAUUCCGGCUUCUCUCUCUCUUCUUUCAUUCCUUCUCUCUCUCUCUCUUCUUUCAUUCGGCUUCUCUCUCUCUCUCUUCUUUCAUUCCGGCUUCUCUCUCUCUCUCUUCUUUCAUUCCGGCUUCUCUCUCUCUCUCUUCUUUCAUUCCGGCUUCUCUCUCUCUCUCUUCUUUCAUUCCGGCUUCUCUCUCUCUCUCUUCUUUCAUUUUCUUUCUCUCUCUCUCUUCCCAUUCCCCAUUCAGUUCUCUCUUCUUUCUCUCUCCCCUCUCCCAUUCAGUUCGGCUUCUCUCUCUCUCCAUUCCCCUCUCUCCCCAUUCAGUUCGGCUCUCUCUCUCUCCCCAUUCAGUUCGGCUUCUCUCUCUCCCUCUCCCCAUUCAGUUCUUCUCUCUCUCUCCCUCCCCAUUCAGUUCGGCUUCUCUCUCUCCCCUCCCCCAUUCAGUUCGGCUUCUCUCUCUCCCCCCCCCCAUUCAGUUCCGGCUUCUCUCUCUCUCCCUCCCCCAUUCAGUUCCGGCUUCUCUCUCUCUCCUCCCCAUUCAGUUCUCCUCCCCCCCAUUCAGUUCGGCUUCUCUCUCUCUCCCUCCCCAUUCAGUUCUCUCUCUCUCCCUCCCCAUUCAGUUCGGCUUCUCUCUCUCCCCUCCCCAUUCAGUUCAGCUUCUCUUCUCUUCUCUCUUUCUUAUUCUGUUCUUGCUUUACAUAGUCUCUCUUUUUCCAUUAUCACUACUCAUUUUCUCUUCUUCCACUCUGUUUCCUUUUUCUCUCUCUCUUCUCCCACUCUUCUUCCACUCUCUCUCUCUUUCUUCUUCCUCUCUCUCCUUCCACUCUGGCUUCUCUCUCUCUCCACUCUGGCUCCUUCCACUCUGGCUUCUCUCUCUCGCUCAAUUCUAGACACUUUUAUCUUUCUUUAUUCACAUACUCUUUCCUUCUCUGUUUCUCGCAUAUUCCUUAACAGAUUCACUCUUUUUCCUCAUAUGCCUUCUGAAGUUAAUCAAAAUGGUUUCCAUAUAAAUUGA
This is a messenger RNA of Acanthosepion pharaonis, 5964 nucleotides long. Lineage: Eukaryota; Metazoa; Mollusca; Cephalopoda; Sepiida; Sepiidae. The record is from the annotation of a GenBank genome assembly.